Messenger RNA from Catharus ustulatus (Swainson's thrush), 3050 nucleotides. RefSeq names its product cadherin related family member 4 (gene CDHR4). The coding region runs from base 201 to 3023 and encodes 940 amino acids. Lineage: Eukaryota; Metazoa; Chordata; Aves; Passeriformes; Turdidae. The transcript has 19 exons. The record is from RefSeq and is a predicted model, not a curated record. Gene Ontology annotation, molecular function: calcium ion binding. Gene Ontology annotation, cellular component: membrane. Gene Ontology annotation, biological process: homophilic cell-cell adhesion.
CCCCCCUCGGCACCCCCCGCCACCGGGCUGCCAGAGCUGGGCUGGGUGCUGCAGGAGGGAAGAGUGACCCUGGCUGCAGCGCCCGUUAAUUGGGAACUAAUAGUGUUUAAUGGGGAUCCCAGGAGAAGCGGCACUGGUUUGCAAAUGAACAAGAACAUGGCCAAAAAUUACCUCCCAGCUAAUUUUCCCGGUUCCCUAGCAUGCCGUGUGGUGAAGCAGCGUGGGGUGGCAGCCAAACCUCACGAAGUUGCGAGUGGCGAGGAGCAGGGAGCGGCAGCGUGCAGAGGUGGGGGCACUGGAGCCGUGCCCUGUUCCUCCCCUGGCCGGGACGGCCACCAGCGGGUGGGGAUGGACGGCAUGACGCCGCACCGGGGUGGUGCCCAACACCCCUGGCAACCCGCUGCGGCUUGUCCCAAACACCCUGCGAGCCAUGGGCAUGCACAGACACCUCACCUUCCUCCUCCUCAGCCUCUGUGCCCCAGGGUGUCCUCAGCAUUGCCAGGAUGUUACUGGGACUUCUUUUGGGCAUCACUGCGGCAUAUCUAGACACCACUGAGAUUUCAUCAGAGCAUGACACAGAGGGAACUCUGGGGCCUCCCCAGGGAAUUACCAGGGCAUGCCUGGCAGGCUGGGGUGACACUCUCCUCUUUGCAGGGACCUUCAUCAAGGCAAUAGUCCUGCCUGACUUGCCACGUGUGGUGACCCUGAGUGAGGACACAGUGUCAGGCACCCGUGUCGCCGAGGUGACCGUGUCCUGCAGCAACACUAGCAGCAGUCCCAAUGUCACCCUGGAUAGCAUCGAGCCCAACCACCCCUUCAACUCCAUCGCCGUCAGCUCUGACCCCAUAGAUGCCACCACAUUCCGGGCAGAGGUGACACUGCGCGCUGGUGCAGAGCUCAAUGCCCGUCAGGUGAACCAGUACACACUAAUCCUGCGGGCUGCUUGUCCUGGUGAAGAUGAGGUGGAAAAGCGGCUCUUUGUCCGGGUGACAGCAGGGCAUGUACUGCGCUGUGACACUCCCUUUGCCAGUGCAGAGGGUGAUGUGGUGCAAGUGCUGGCAGAUGUGGCGCCCCGGACGCCCCUGUACGCGGUGCUGCCACAGCCGCUUGGUGGACUGACGUUCAGGCUCCGAAACCACAACACACCGCUCAUGCUCACCCGCCGGGGUGUGGUACUGGCACCGGACAAUGGUUUUGACCCCAGCAAGGACACCCAGAUGUUCAGGCUGGAGAUUGAGGUGAUGGAUCGUCAUGGGCACAACUGCAGUGGAGCUGUAAGGGUAGAGGUGCUGCCAUCACUCCGUCCCCGUGUCACCUUCCUUGAGCCACACCGGGCUGUGACGGUGACAGAAGGCAUUGGUCCCUUGGAGGUGAUCACACAGGUCCAUGCCAGAGGUGACAAUGUACGCUAUGCCAUCCUUGCUCCUGUGGCUCCCGUGCUCUUCACCAUUGAUGAAGUAACAGGUGAGAUCCGCAGCACCCGCCGGCUGGAGGUGAUCCGUGCCCACCUCCUCAUCCGGGCUUACAACGUGCUGCACCCCGACGACCACGCCACCGCCACGGUCAAUGUCACCGUGCAGGGGACAGACCAUCAGGCACCAAGAUGUGUUCCAGCCAUCUUUGUGUCCCAGGUGCCCGAAACAAUGUCCCCCGGCAGCAUCUUGGAGACACUGAGGUGCACUGACUCCACCAGCACUGAUGGGUGUCUGCACUAUGCUCUUGAGGGGCCUCCCUCCUCCCUCUCCCACUUCUGCAUGGAGGGGCCACAGCUGAAGGUGAACACCACUCUGGACUAUGACUCAGAGGCUAUGGCUGCUCUGGGCUUCCAGUUCACAGCCACCAUUGUGGUGACAGUGGGAGAGCAGCCCCUACAGAGCACUCGUGUGCCUGUGCUUGUGACGGUGACACCUGUCAACGAAUUCAGACCGGCGUGCCCCAGCGGUGCCACCUUCACCGUGCCAGAGACAGCAGCUUUCGGCAGCGUCGUGGGGCGUGUGGCUGGCACUGACCGCGACUACCCCCUUGACAGCCUCGAGUACAGCCUGGAGGGGGAGUCUGGCCCUGCACAGCCCUUCUCCAUUGACAGGCGCACUGGCGAGAUCCGCGUGGUGGGACCCCUGGGCUCCCAGCAGCAGAGGAGCUACAGGCUGGUGGUGCGGCUGACGGACACCCACAAUGACCUGGACCUGAGGAAGAGGCAGAGCCGUCUGUGCGACGUGUCUGUGCGUUUGCAGGCUGUGCCAGAUGAGCCGCCGGUGUGCAUCCCCGAGGUGCAGGAGCUGCAGAUCACGGCCGGGUCCCCGGGCAGCCGUCAGCCUGUCACCCGCCUGGUGUGCCACAGCAGCCCCGACAGUGCCGUGCUGACUUACAGCAUUGUUGGAGGCAAUGAAGACGGGCGCUUUCGGCUGGAAGGGAACACCCUUGUCUACCUCCCCGGUGACCGAGCCGAGCCCCACCGCUUUGUCCUGCUGGUGGAGGUGUGGGGCGGCUCCGGUGCCCGCCGCCGCAGCACCGUGGUGGCACUGGUGGUGCACGUUGCCCCCCGGAGCACCCCGGUGCCACCCAGCACCAGCACCCAGCACACGACGCUGCAGAGGGAGCCGCUGGUUGUCAUGCGGAUAGAGGCAGUGUGGCACCCACCAGCCUGGUUUGUGGCCGUGCUGACCGUCUCUGGUGCCCUGCUGCUGGCCACCCUGGGCUGCACGGCUUGGUACCUGCUGUGCAGCAACCGAGCCCCUGGCAAGCUGUUCCUGGCCAAGAGGGACAGUUUGAUGGCCGUGCUCAGGACCCAUGCAACGGCAGGGACUAUUUCUUCACCAGUGAGACUGGGACUCGGCGCUGGAUCUGAAGGGAUUGACUUGAUGAGGGGCUCUUGUGACCCACAGCUCCAUGUGGGCAGUGCUGGGCAGACACCAGCACUGGCAGACAGCUGCUGUGGCCCCCGAGGAGGAGACCCAUCCUUUGUGGCCAAAACUGCUGCACAAGGGGUGCAGACAGACUCUGAGCCACCUCAACCAGUGUAGACCUAAUAAAUGGUGUCAGGGAUUGCA